Molecule: messenger RNA, 4812 nt
Organism: Daphnia pulex (common water flea)
Lineage: Eukaryota; Metazoa; Arthropoda; Branchiopoda; Diplostraca; Daphniidae
Exons: 6
Coding region: 317-4687 (1456 amino acids)
Source: RefSeq, a predicted model, not a curated record
UCGUAAAAUUUGGCAAGGCAACACCGCUUAGCUUCCACCGGAAGUUCCAAUGGCUUAAAUACAGUAUCCGUAGGCUGUGGAGUGUUUACCUCUAUGUCCUAUGGUUGAGUUAGCGACUCCUCCAUUUUUCUCACAUGUGCUAACUGCUAGUUGCCUAGUUCGUUUAUUCUUUUAAUUUGUGUCCUUUUCUCAAUUGCGAUAAAUUAUCAAUUAGAAGUUAUAACAUUUGAAAUUAUUCUUUGCAUCAGCCAUCAGUCCCAUCAGGUUGGAUGUUACAAGGUAAAAAUAAGAUCACUGGCCAAUCCACAUUUGAAGGAUGGCAAAUUUUAAAGAUGUUAUGCCUCAGGGAGCAUCACACAAUAUGCCUGGUGUCUCGGAAAAUGGUCUUGUUUCCUCUGUCCAAAGCACUGGAGUUGACAAAGAACGCCUGUUCAAAGCUGUUAAUCUUCGAAAAAAAGGUGCUGAAGUUGACUUUGCAUUUGGGGAAAAAUUGUUUCUUGAUAGAACUACCUCAAAUCCUCUAAGAGUUGACGAACUUGGAGACAUUCCAAUUCCAGUUUCUGUUAAGGAUAUUCAAAGGCUUAAGGAAAAAUCUGAAUUAGGACUGUAUGGAAAAGGAUUAAAUAGCUUUUUCGACUCCUCAAAAAGAUUGGCCUUACAAAUUGAUGCUUCAAAACUUACCUCAACUAUUAUCGAUGAUCUCAACUUGCUGUCAAUGGUUAUGCGUCAUCUAGACCUGCCUUCUGAUAUGAUGAAUGUUCAAGCAAUUCUUCACCAGUUGAUUUUAUAUGAAUCAGAUGGUCAUUACCAGUGUACCUCAGAGCCAGAGAAAGAAUAUGGUUCGUUUGGUACUCUUAUUCUUCAGUUACCCGUGGAAGGUGGUCAUGAAGGUGGACGUUUCAAAGUGCAGUAUCGAGGAGAAGAACAAGUGUUUGACAAUCAUCAAGACAGCGAUCGAUGUUUUUACGCAUCGUCUUUUUAUGGAAAUUGUCAGCAUUCAAUGGAACCCAUAACAAAAGGAGCAAAAUUGACGUUAGUCUUUGAUCUUGUUUGGACAAAUGCCAAGAAUAUAGUUCCGCAAGAUUUCCCUGUCUUUCUUACCGCCCUGAAGGAUAUUAAAGGAUCUCUCCCAACUUGGAUUCGUAAUCGAAAAGGUGAUAACCAAAACAAGAAUCACACAAAUCACACGUUGACAAACGAGGCGGACGCAUCAUUCACUUUUGAAUCCCUUGCAGUCGUGUGGUCGUCCGAAAAUCAUUCAAACGAAAAACCCGAUUCAAAUUCUUUGCUGUUGGAAGCUGAAGAAAAUAAUUUUGAAAUUGUAACCACGGAAGGUUCUACCUCUAAAUUGUCCGAAGAUUGUGAUGAUAAUCAUCACGACCAAAUUCAACAGCAAACAACGUUGGGCGUAGCGAUUCAGGAUGGUGUAUGCACUAUGGAAGUAAAUGCUUGUGACGAAGAUCAAGACGAUUAUCAAGAGUCGGAUGAAGACGAUGAUGAAGACGAGGAUGAAGACGAGGAAGAUUCUACGGAAGAAAAUGAAGUCGAUACUUUAAAAGAAAAUGUUUUGUUUUUUGUUCUGGAAGAAAAAUAUGUCGAAGAUGACUUCACGUUUCGUCGACUCCAAGGGAAAGAUCGAGAAUUGGCGCAACUUCUUCAAUGUUGUGAUUUCCUCGACACACAUAUAGCCGUGGUUACUCGAACCGUUUCAACAACUCGUGUCGACAUGGAUGAUUCAUUUGGAUGGAAUGACGAAUAUGAAGACACGGAAAUAAAAUAUUCCACCAAAAUUUCGCGAUUGAUAGACUCAAAAGAUGUUUCAAAGAAAUUGAGCAUUGAUUUAAAUUGGAAGAAUCAGUGUGUUGGACCUCUUAGAAACUUGCCUACAUCAGACAGCCAAAUAACUGACUCGGAGGAUGAACGUGGAGGGUGUGAUGAUAGGAAUACGACCACUACUGAAGAACAUUCAUACUAUUUUAUAUUGGUUAUUUGGCCAAAGCAUUUAUCGGUUCAGAUAUAUUUUCGCUAUGGUCUUCACGUACUACUAGAUAACAUGGAAGUUAAAUGUUCUUCAAAUAGAUUGCUUACGAUAAACAAGCAGAAGGCAACUGAGAAUUUACGAACGAUCAUUUCUUUUUACUGUGCUGAACCUUGGAAGGUGUGGACCCAAACAAGAUUAGCAAAAGGUGAAUUGACUCGAAGAUUGCUUCGUCUUUGUAUUGUUUUACGAGCGCCUGAGGAAGGUCUCAGUCUCCUGAAGAUUAUUGCAUCCGAUUAUCCCUUGCCACAAGAACGAGUCAGCAGCAUGCAAGAAACUUUUGAAGGUAUCCAAACAGAACAAGUUGCUAAGGCGAUCGCUGAGUUGGAAUGUCUAGUCAUUGGUUGGAAGGAUUCCGGUGAUCUAAUUCAGAAAAUGAUUUCUCCUGAUCGAAUCGUCCAGCAGCUGGUACCGAUAAUCAGUUUAGCUCAGCACUUGUUGAACUUUCAUUGCUUAGAAGGAGCGGCAUUAGUUGGAGAUCGCAUUUCGUCCUCAUUGACAAACAUAAACAAGCAACAAGCCCAGAAGUUAAAACAAUCGGAAAUUCAAAGUUACGUUGAGUUCAUGAUUUCGUUGGAAGAAAAUGCCAAGACUGCAAAUCCCCUGAGACCCAAGUCACUUACAACUCUAUUCUCAAAACUGGAAUCCUUAAUUCAGUGCUACCUCGUUCUGGAUUUAGAAGUUCAAGUUAGUUCACGGUUGAAGAACUUGGAAUCGUGCAACUUAAUGUUCCUGGAAUUGUGCAAAGCCCUGCCUCUUUGUGAUCUUCGUCCCCCGUUGAUGAAGGAAAAUGUGAUAGUUGACUUGAUUUUCUGUUUCUUUAGAAUUGGAAACGAAGAAUUGCUUCAAACUUUGAUAUCCAACGUUUUCCACGUUCCAUCCACCCCUGGAGAAAACAAAUCUCAUUCUUCAGAGGAAGCAUUGGAAAAGGUUAUUUCAUCCCCACGAAUAUUGGAAUUGGCUUUUUCUUCUGAAAUAGGCUUAUCUGUUGUGCUAUCGCUAGUUGAUAAUCAGCUGAUUUCCCUAACGAGCCAGCGUCCGAAGAUUCUUCAAGAUAAGGCUCAUUCACCAUACCCCAAUAGAUUUCAGUACGAGAGUCUCUCAUACUGCAAAAAAUCGUACCAGCCGGACGAUUUACAACUGCUGCUUAGUUUAUUGUCCUGUCUUCGAAUUUUAAUUCGCACGGAAAAAAAUUCCUGCCACACCACUGCGCAAAGAUUGUCGUUAAUUUCAUCAUUACUGUCGAUAAUGAAUGUUCAUCAACUACUCUUCGUCCAUGAUAUUUUAAAAUCAAGCUCCAGGCAUUUGAAAAAACCCUCGUCAACCGCAACAAUUAUUCGCCAAAUUUGCGUUUUCCUGAUUUCGCGAUUGAAUGAAACCAACACUGUUGUGUUCAGCAGAAACACUAUUCUGCAGUCGAUGGAGGCUGUAAUUGAGGUGAAUGACGAGUCACUUACACGAACUUUGUUCCAGCAAUUUUACGAAAAGGAAGGAACAGGAUCUUGGAGCAAACAAAACAAAUCUAGCUUACUCCGCGAUAUUAUUUCUUCCCCUUACGUGUUGGGGAAAUUGGAUUCCACAUCAAGGCAGAUAAUCAUGGAUACUUGUGCUUCGCUUGUAAAUUCUUGGAUCGUGGAUAUUUCACUUUCUCUGAAUUCCCUCAUUGAAUCGACUGCCAUCCAAAUCAAUGCUCCACCUAAACUACUGACCGAAAGCAUAGUCGAUUGUGUUCAACUGUUCUUUCUGGGAGAGAAGAACAGAUUUGAUUUAGAACAAAAGAUCACCGCCGAAGCCUUUCAACCACUUAUCAUGAAACUAAAUGUUUCUCAACUCUUGGAUCUUGUAUUGCAGCUCUACAAAUCGGAGUCUUAUCCCCGUCCCAACAUCAAGAAAUUUCCCAUCUGCAUGGAUUGGUAUCGCAGCACAUGCAGAAUCUUGUUCACUAUGGAGUUUGUGUCGCUUGUCAACUUGGACGUAGCAACCCGCAUCGUUAAUUGCCUCUUGUGGCUUGAAGAUGAAGAGUCUUGGAAACAGUUCGCACAGAGUGUUUGCAAAAAAUUUCUUUCAUCGCGAGGCAAUCUUUUUGUGCAAAUCUUCUUGAAGGAUCUUUCUAUCCAGCGAGCACUUAAAGCUUUCGCUCCUGCUUUUGCUGCUUUCGUGCACAUCGUGGACCACUGGGAUCAACGAACCGUAAAGCUGAAGGAACCGGCAUUUAGCUGGCAGCAGUCCAAAGCCGUUGUACCGAAUAAUCCUGAAGUCCAAGCAUUUCUUCGGUCACCUGAAGAGUCUAUGACCUACAUGAAAUUUAGUGGAAUUGCCGAGGCUCGUCGUUUUGCCGACAGUCUCCAGGCCAUGGAACAGUCUAACCAUUUUAGCGUUUCAAUUACUACGUCUGGUAGUGGAAAAAAUUCUCGGUGUGACAUAAAGAAAAAUCGAAAUUACUGUGAACGCUCAAAACAAAUAAUUUUUUUUAGGAAAGCUGAAUUGAUUAAAUUGAUAAAACUUCGUAACCGCCUCGGCCAAAAAAUUGCUCAAGCGGAACAAUUGGCUGCUGCGAUUUCUUCAACACCAAUUACAACUGACGAGGUCUGUGUCGUCCCUCCACCUAAGCGUCCCAAGCUCGACAUACAUGUAAUUGAACUCGAAUGAAGACAUGUUUUGUGUUGUUUAAUUUUUUUUUAAAUAAGAACUCUUGCUUGAUUUCAUCAGCCAUUUAGUUAUAACUCAGAAUGUAUUUUUGUUUGAAUAAAAACAUCAUACGUUGUCUUUUCUUA